Messenger RNA from Arctia plantaginis, 3252 nucleotides. NCBI's taxonomy places the organism in Eukaryota, Metazoa, Arthropoda, Insecta, Lepidoptera, Erebidae. The record is from the annotation of a GenBank genome assembly.
AUGCUUUUAAAUACGAAGUAAUCAGCGGAGCGAUACGUGCGAGUGAAAUGGAGAGAUGUCCGCGUUGGGGAUUUUGUCCAUCUGUCGAACAACGAAGCUGUGCCAGCAGAUAUGGUGCUGCUGCACUCUUCAAAUCCUCUGGGAUAUUGCUAUCUCGACACCUGCAAUUUAGACGGAGAAACUAAUUUAAAACAAAGAAAUGUGGCACCAGGCUUUAGAGAAAAGCAACAGGAAUUUAACCCAAUAAAAUUUAGAAGUACAAUCGAAGUGGAACGACCAUCGACAAAAAUAUAUAGAUUUACGGGAAGUAUAUCGCACCCUACCGGCGGUCGAGUUACCUUAUCAUCUGAGAACCUUCUCUUGAGGGACUGUACGAUAAAAAAUACUGACUUUGUAGAGGGUAUUAUCGUGUACGCUGGACACGAAACUAAAGCUAUGCUUAACAACGGGGGACCAAGAUACAAGUGCUCUAACCUAGAGAAACGAAUGAACACAGACGUGAUAUGGUGUGUCUUAGUGCUGCUUUUUCUUUGUUGUACUGGCGCCGUCGGCUAUAAGCUCUGGUUGGACAAGUAUUAUGAUAAUUUGUAUAAGCAUGUACCCUUCAUUACCAAAACAAAAAACCCAGCGUAUGAGGGAUUACUUAUAUUUUGGACAUAUAUAAUCACACUUCAAGUCAUGAUACCAGUUUCGCUGUACGUCACAAUAGAGAUGACUAAACUAUUGCAAGUGUACCAUAUACACCAGGAUAUCGAGAUGUACGAUCCGGAAACGAACACGCGAACAGAAUGUCGAGCCUUAAAUAUAACGGAAGAGUUGGGCCAAAUUACUUACUUAUUUAGCGACAAAACUGGGACACUGACAGAAAAUAAAAUGGUGUUUAGAAAGUGUACUGUCAACGGAGUGGACUACGAUCACCCCCCUGGUCCACCUGCUGAACCUUGUCCAGAAUUGCCACCAAUUGUCACUCCUGUAACUAGCGUGUCGCCAAAUAGACGAUUGGUACAACAUUUAACUGAUAGUAAUGAUGCCCAACAUACUCAAAAGGUACGCGAAUUCCUCCUGAUUCUGGCCGUUUGUAACACAGUAGUGGUGAGUCAACCCCACGUGGAUACAAUGCAGUUAAGCGUCUCAGGUGAAAACAUUGGUGAAAAAACUUCACGUUCAAACGGCACACUGCGAUCGAAUGAUAAAUACGCUCGACUGACUGAAUCUCGUUCGACAACUCCAUCACCUCCGCCGACUUCGUCUCCUUUAAGGAUAAGGUUAUCAAAACUAACUUUCGGUAAUAGCAGUCACAGAGAAGACACGACCAGUACCAGCGAACCGAGCACAUCUAACGAACAAACGCAUUCCCGCUUUGAAGCUGAAAGUCCAGAUGAACUGGCUUUAGCUGAGGCGGCACUGGCAUACGGCUAUGAGCUGCGGUCCCGUGCCCCCGAUGAAGUGGAGUUGGGUAUACGCGGCGAAUUGACCAAAAUCAAAGUGCUAAGGAUACAACAGUUCGAUUCUGUAAGAAAAUGUAUGUCCGUUGCACUGAGGCUUCCCACUGGCCAGGUGGUAUUAUACGUUAAAGGAGCCGACGCCACUGUACUUAACGCCUUAGCACCAAUGCUGCCUGGUUCAACCGAAGCGGCUGCGUGUGAAAGGACCCGCGUUCUAUUGUCUGAGUACUCGCGGCAAGGUCUACGUACACUAGUCAUGGCGAAGCGUAUCAUGCAACCUGCCCUAUGGGAAGAAUGGUUGGCUGGUCAUAAUCGAGCUGCUGAUUUUGGUGAAGUAGGUCGCGACAAACGAAUUCGGGACUCGCUAAAUCGCCUGGAGAGUGCUUUAACAUUGGUCGGAGCAACAGGCGUUGAAGACCGAUUGCAAGAAUCAGUACCACGCACCGUAAGAGCGCUGUUAGACGCUGGGAUAAUCGUGUGGGUACUGACCGGUGACAAGCCAGAAACUGCCAUAAAUAUUGCCUAUUCUGCUGCCCUGUUCUCACAAAGUGACCAGCUAUUGUACCUUAUGUCAAGAGACAAGGAUCAUGCAGAAUCUACCAUUAAGAACUAUCUAGAAAGCCAAUCUCAAUCAAUCAGUAUGAGUAUCAGUGGACAAGCUCUAGUAGUGGACGGCAGAACGUUGACGUACAUUCUGGACCGACGCUCCGGAUUAGUGAAGCCUUUUCUGUCUCUAGCGAAACGGUGCUCUGCCGUGCUAUGUUGCAGGGCCACUCCGCUUCAGAAGGCUUACAUCGUUAAGGCGGUGAAAGAAGAGCUGGGCGUCACCACUUUGGCCAUCGGGGAUGGCGCCAACGACGUUUCUAUGAUCCAAACUGCUGAUGUUGGUGUUGGUAUUUCGGGCCAAGAGGGUAUGCAGGCGGUGAUGGCGUCAGACUUCGCACUCUCGAGGUUCAAAUAUCUUGAGAGACUGUUACUAGUUCACGGCCAUUGGUGCUACGAUCGUCUUGCCAGAAUGAUACUCUACUUUUUCCUCAAAAAUGCCACAUUUGUGUUCCUAAUAUUCUGGUACCAGAUGUACUGCGGCUUCUCAUCGAAUGUGAUGAUCGACCAAAUACAUCUAAUGACCUACAAUCUCAUGUUCACUGCUCUGCCACCUAUCGUCAUCGGCGCAUACGAUCGGCUCGCUCCAGCAUCGUUGCUAACCGAACGUCCGGGGCUAUACAGCUCUUGUCGACGAGGACUAGCGUACAGGACGUACUCUUACUGGCUAGCCCUUGCCGAGUCCGUCUACAUCAGCGUCGUGAUAUUCUUCAUCGCCACCUUUGCUUAUUGGGACACCACCGUCGAUUUGAGCAGCUAUGGAAUCUGUUGUAUGACAUGCUGCCUUGUUGUGAUGCUACUGUAUGUCGCGAUUGAGACCAGAAGUUGGACGGUGAUACAUCUGAUCGCGUUGAGUGGCUCUCUGCUAGCAUUCUUCAUCCUGACAAUAAUGUACCAAUCGAUAUGCGUCAUAUGCUUCAACCUGCCGUCCUCGUACCACGUGAUGCAGAACGCUAUCUUGGAGCCCGUGUAUUGGCUCGUCGUCAUCGUGUCUUCCGUCGCCGCAUUAGCGCCUAGGUUGGCGUACCACGGCAUCCGCAACUCGGUCCGGCCGGGCACGCUGCGGCGCGCGGUGGAGGCGCGGCGCCGCGCGCGCCCCUACGCCGCGCACUACCGCUCCGCCCCGCCCCACGCCACCCUCUACCGAUCGACGGACGAGGACGGGUUGCAGAAGCCGCAGACGGACGUGGCGUCGAUCACGUGA